CCUGAUCACGUCUCUUUAGAUAGAAAACACACACAUAACCUUGUUUUCACAACUGAAUGAGAUGAAGCACCUUCUGUGAAUGUUUCUGAUUGGACGGUGAGUGCCACACACGGGAGCUGGGCUUGUAAAGGCGUUUGGUCAUGCGAUGCGACAGCACAAACCUACUCUGCAUGAGCUGCUGUCCUCUCAGAGAUUCAGGUGCACUUUGUGUUGAUCCGGCUCUCCUCACAGCAGCAUCCCUGUGUUUCCCGACAGGCGUAUGGAGGAGACGGGAUUCUCCAGAGGAUCAAGCGUGUGGUGUAUGAUGCCAGAUCCACUGUAAUGUCAGUGUUCCGCAGCUCUCCGCUGCUCGGCUGCUUUCUCUUCGGUCUGCCGCUAGGCGUCAUCAGCCUCAUGUGCUACGGCAUCUGCAUGGCCGAGUCUGACGACGACACUGAGCUGAUGAAGAGAGAUGGCUUCACGGACGAGGAAGAGGAGGAGGGCGAGGAGGAAGAGCAGCAGCGGCUGACGGCCGGAGCAGAGGGAGAGGAGGAGGAAGACGCAGAGAAGAUCGAGCAAAAGAGUCCGACUGAAAAAAAGGUGGAUUAACGAGAAACGAAGGCCUCCGAAGAGGAAACCAUGGCCUAGAGUCUCCUCACUGGUUUUCAUUGGAUUAUUCGUUUUCUAAUUCAUUAUUUUCAGAAUUGCUCCACCAAAAGUCUUGUUUCUGAAAUCUUCAAGACCAGUCAUGGAGCUCCGCAUGUGACUGUAUUGAGUUACAAAAGCACAUAGACUGUUUUAAAGUGAGCGACAGCUUAUUAAUAAUCAUUUCUGUUAUAAUGUGUCCUUAUGCCAUUCUGGAUGGUCACUUUAAAUCACGUGUCAACUGCAGUUAACUCGAUGCUAAAAGAUCGAUCUCUCAAUGGACAAACGUCCUACUUUUUAAAACAUUUUUGUAUGAGAAAGUGCAGUUAUUGUUGCAUCAGAGACUUGAUCUCCAGAGAUUGUCUUACAUGAGAUUCAUUACAUUAUCAAAACAUAAUGACCGCACACAGAAGCUUUUCUCCUGCUUGCUGCACAGACGUGACCUGACCGAAUGUAGAAGUCUAGUGAAGUUAUUCUAGUAUGGAUUUGGUAAGAGUGUGAAAUGAUGAAUGAAGGCUUGGGCUUUAUCAAAUGCACUGAACACAUUCACACACACAGCAGCUUUAGGUUCCGUUGAUUUUUUUUAUUUUGAACUAGAUAGUGUUGAUCCUGGAGAAACACGGGCGUUCCUUCUGUAGGGUAUGUGUUUUACAGAUAUAAAGGCUUUAUGUGUCAGCUCUUCUCAGCAUCAGUUACCAAAAUGUCCUCAGAAACUGUUAUUGCAUUCAUGAAAAAGGAAAGUGAAGACGCAGGACUUUUAUUUAGAUUCUCAAAACCACAGCGAAUCACUGUAAACGGUUGUAAAAGUCUGUGACAGGAGACGUUUGCUCGUGAUGAACGGUUUUAUUGAGCUUCAGAUCAGUAGAUCUCAGACACACUGUUACUAGACGGCGUUUCCAGUUUGAGCCAAAGCUGUUGUUACGUCAGAACAUCCACGAGUAUUUAAGAGCUCGCGCUGGAUUGUAAUGGAGAAAAGUUGCUAACCUUGCCUUCACAUUCCCCUCCUGAUGCCUGUUGUUACUGUAAUGAUUCUCUUAUUUUAACACACAACUUGUCUUACUGUUUCUGCUUUGUUCAUUAAAUGUUUCUUUGUCUCUCUCUCUCUCUCGUUCUGCAUUCUUCCCUCACAUCAAUAUCAUGCUAAAGUAGACUUUGACUAGAUUUCGUUCAGUUUUUGUAUGUGAUUACUACAUUGUUUAGGUGUUAGUGGGGUAAGAUUGUUUGUCACGUCCACAUAUUUAUGAAGGGCCUAUCAUGAACAGCAAAGUUCUGCCAAAAACGAUGCCGUAAUGAUUACAAUCAAUAAAGAAGUCCAUGUUUGACACA
Sinocyclocheilus anshuiensis is the source of this 1950-nucleotide messenger RNA. RefSeq names its product protein disulfide-isomerase TMX3-like. Gene Ontology annotation, cellular component: endoplasmic reticulum; cell surface. Bases 322 to 588 code for a protein of 88 amino acids. Lineage: Eukaryota; Metazoa; Chordata; Actinopteri; Cypriniformes; Cyprinidae. The transcript has 2 exons. The record is from RefSeq and is a predicted model, not a curated record.